Molecule: messenger RNA, 1933 nt
Organism: Microplitis demolitor
Lineage: Eukaryota; Metazoa; Arthropoda; Insecta; Hymenoptera; Braconidae
Product: prion-like-(Q/N-rich) domain-bearing protein 25
Exons: 9
Coding region: 763-1839 (358 amino acids)
Source: RefSeq, a predicted model, not a curated record
CAAAACAAUCACAAUUCAUAUUUUCUUCAUAUCUCGUAAACUAUCAAAAAUAUCAAAAUUUACUCCCAGUACUUUUUUGUUCUUCAUAAAAUUUCCUACAAAAUUCAUUUGAACAUUUUUUUUCUAAACUCAAAAUCCAAAAAGUUACAGCCUGACAAACCCCAAAAAAAUUUCAUAAUCAAACCCUCGCCCAAAAUAAUUAUAACUAUAAUUCACUUUGUAUCUCAUAAACUAUCAAAAAUAUUAAAAUUUACCCCCAGUACUUUUUUGUUCUCCACAAAAUUUCCUACAAAAUUCAUUUCAACAUUUUUUUUCUAAACUCAAUAUUUACAAAGUUACAGUAAUUUGAAUAAAACCAAUUUCCAAAAAUUCAAAAAAUCCAUUCCCGCCAUAAGCGAAAAAUUAAAACCUAAAAAAUAUAAAAGGGUACAAGUGAAAGGUCCAGAAGAAAGGGAAGAAAAAAAAGCAGACGAAGUAGAAGAAGAAAAAUAAAAAGAGUUAAACUUUGGAGGAGCAGUCGGAGUCUGGUUUUAUUCUUCUCUAUACGAAAAAUUAAAUACUUGUGUCGAUUGAGUCUGUGUGAGAGGAUAACACAGGAUCAGACUAGAGAUUACUAAAGAGAAAGGGAACCUCAGCAUAUAUAUUUAAGCGAAGACCUAAAGGAUUAUAAGUUUUUUUGCUUUUCAUUUAAAUGUCUCUACACUACUGACUGCAAAAAAUAUAUAUACAGAUAUUUAAAUAAUUAAAUGAAAAAAAAAGUCAAUGAUGGUUCAAAAAAAGUGUUUGAUUUUUAAUACGGUGUUGUUGUUAUUGACUUUUGUUACUGCAGAUAGAAAAUUAUUUUUUUCAUCUCAGUCUGGAUCUAGUGAAGCUGAAAAAUUUUAUGAUGAGCCGAGAAUUCUUUUACGGCUAAGACAAACAAUGAAAUCAUGUAUAUACGACACAGAUUGCAUUGAAAACGCAUAUUGUUUCAAUCGCGAAACAUGUCACUGUAAAAAUGGUCACGUAAUAAAUCGUAAUCACACGCACAUGCAAUGCCUAAAAAUUGCAACAAAUUUAGGAGAUCCUUGUGAUGAAAAUAUCCAAUGUGAAAUGACCUUUACAAGUCAAGCUGAGUGCCGUAAUAAUAUUUGUACUUGUAUUGAUGGCUCACAUUAUGAAGAAAGUCAAGGUCGUUGUUAUGAAUCUAUUGGUAUUGGAAAAAUGUGUAAAACAAAUUAUAAUUGUUAUGUAGAAGGUUCAAAAACAUUUUGCGUAGAUGGAUACUGUAGCUGUCCUCUAUUACAUCAUCCAAAUAGUGACGGUACCAGAUGCCUCAAAAGUGCAUUUUUAAAAGACAAAUGUUCAAUCGACGAAGAAUGUAUAGCAGAAAAUUCACGUUGUUUCGGUACUUGUAGUUGCAAAUUAGAUUAUGUAUUAUCUAAAGAUAAUAAGAGAUGUUUAAAGGCGGCAAAUAUUAUCGGAGAUCCUUGUGAAGAAGAUUUGCAGUGUUCGACAUUUUUGAAAAAUACUAAAUGUAACGAAGACAAUAUUUGCACAUGCGUAUUAGAUUUUAAGCCACGCGAGUCUGUUUGUUUGAGAAAAAUUAACCCGGAUAUGAUUGGCAAAGCCUGUCUAUCUCGUUCACAAUGUGUUCAUCCACCCGCAGAUACUGAAUUAAAAGACAGUGAAGUUGCAAAUGUCGACUGUUUAUCAGGUAUUUGUUCAUGCGCACAAGAUUACACACUCACAGAAGACAAGACCGACUGUAUAAGAUUUAGUGAGAAUGGAGCUGGAAAAAUAAUAAGUACUCAUUUAUUAUUAUUAUUAAUUUUUAUUAAAAUACUACAAAUAAUUUAAGAAAAUAAUUUACAUAAUUAAUUAAUUAAUUAAUUUAGAGGCUCUAUUUAUUUAUUUAAAUUUAAUUAGACACUUAAGUACCUGUUUUAAUUAA